CCACCUCCUAGUCUGCGCAAAUCAGGGAGGACUUCUGGUUUCUCCAAGCCGCGUGACCAUGACGUCAAAAUGCCACUCCCCUGACGUCAGUGGGCUGAGGCGGAAGAAGAGCGUAGAGGAAGUAUCGAGGUGAAGCGACGGUGUUUUGCUCGAUUUGUAGGCUAACUCAUUUUCUGUCAGGAUGGAUCUAUUAUUUGGGCGCCGGAAGACCCCAGAAGAGAUGCUAAAGCAAAAUCAACGGGCUCUGAACCGUGCCAUGCGAGAAUUGGACCGUGAGCGGCAGAAGCUGGAGACCCAGGAGAAAAAGAUCAUUGCUGACAUCAAGAAAAUGGCCAAGCAAGGGCAGAUGGACGCUGUGAAAAUCAUGGCUAAAGAUCUGGUGCGAACAAGGCGCUAUGUCAAGAAAUUCAUCAUGAUGCGGGCUAACAUCCAGGCCGUGUCCCUUAAGAUACAGACACUCAAAUCAAACAACUCCAUGGCUCAAGCAAUGAAAGGUGUCACCAAAGCCAUGGCUACCAUGAACAGACAGCUCAAGUUGCCUCAGAUUCAGAAGAUCAUGAUGGAAUUUGAAAAGCAGUCAGAGAUCAUGGAAAUGAAGGAAGAGAUGAUGAAUGAUGCUAUUGAUGAUGCGAUGGGAGAUGAAGAGGAUGAGGAGGAAAGUGAUGCUGUUGUCUCCCAGGUACUGGAUGAGCUAGGUCUGACAUUGACCGAUGAGCUGUCAAAUUUGCCUUCCACGGGUGGUUCUCUGAGUGUGGCAGGAGGAAAGAAAGCUGAAGCCUCAGCAGCCCUCGCCGAUGCAGAUGCCGAUUUGGAGGAGCGGUUAAAAAACCUACGGCGAGACUAGAAGAGCAGUGCCCAGCUCCCUUGCCCUCCCCUAGCAUGGGUGGCUCUUCAGCCACUCCUGGUGUUAGGAUUACAACUCUGCUGUGGCAGGGAGCCCUAGCUUUGCAAACUUGUGUGGGUUGACCGUGGAUGGCAUAAUCUGGGAAAAAGGAGGGUUAAACCAAGUCAUGUGGUGCUUUUAUAUUCCCUUUUAAUUUGAAAAGACUUUCAGCAUCACUUGGCAAAAUUAUAGGGUAAAAUAUUUUCUUCUUUUUUCUCUACCAUGAAAAUGCUUCCAUUUCCAUGAGGAUAUGGAUAGCUUGGGAUCUUAAGGAAGUUUCCUUUUGAAGGGGGUGGGGAGGGCAGGAGUGGGUGACAUUCCCUACUCAAUAUGUUCUUUUGGUUAUGAUGGCAAGGUUGAGGGGGGGAGAGAAGGGGGAACAACAGAUGGUACUUUGGCUGAUAUCCCUGCCAUUGAGAAUUGGCCAAGGACUUCUUUUCACAGUAAAGCUUUAUAUAAAACCCUGCCUCUGGAGGCAGGUAGGCAGGCAGGAUGGCUGGCCUCCACAUUUGAUUCUUUGUCUCUUGUAAUAAAGGUUGUAGUUUAUACUAAGAGUUCCUCUGGCAUCUGCUCUUGCCCCUGAAAUGGAACAGUUGAAACUGUCCCCUGACUACUGUAGUCCUAAGUGUCCCAACACUGCACAUUUGUCUCUCUGUUGUACACUUGUUAACUUUUGGGAACUGGGCAUGUUAUGUGAUAAAAUAGGCAGAUUGCCUUGGUUCUAGACAUUUCCCUUUGAGUCUGGGAGUAUAUGAAGAUCAUUGUAAGUGUCAUCUUACACUCUACCUAUGUUUGAAACUAUGGGCCCAGUUAGUAAGUUGUAGAGAAGAUAGGUCAGUUAAAGCAAAUACUCCUACAGAUUUGGUUUGGAGCAGAGAGCACUGAGAAAACACCUAUUUAUAUAGCGCAAAAUUAAGCUGUGAGAUUCCUUUCAGCAGGAUAAAGUGAUAGCUUCGACCUUCAUUGCAAGGGAAUUAAUUUGUCCUCUAUAAAUUUGGAUGUUAAAUCCAGCAAUCCUGUGUGGAGACAUCGGAGCAGAAAAGAACUGAAAGAGAGGAAGAUUUCUCUUGAAUCCAGCCUAUGGGCAUGCCAUAGGAAACUGAGUGUCUCCUGUGGAACCAGGGUGCUGGAUGAGAGGUAGUUUGGCUGAUCUAGCAGGGACGCUUUUGCUUUUAUUAGAAUCCAAAAGAGGGUAUAUACAGUUGUGCCAGAGAAAUGCUCAAAUAGAGUUGGGGCUGAUCAGAAGAUGAAGGGAAUUUGUGAGGCCUGCCAAACAUAUGCUAUGUGCCCUGGGGUAUAUAGACGAUCCCAACCUAACUUCAUUCUAGAAAGCAAACGGGAAGGAAGAAUUUCUGGGAUCUCUUCCAUUUUUGUUCACCUGAUAUCUAUUGACUUUCUGCAAAUGAUCCAAUGAGGCUGAUUUUCUUUUUCCUUGUCUUUAUUUUUAAUUACUAUUUUCGGAGGAGGGGUGCUUCUGAUUCCCAGGAUCCAAUGUGGAAUGUCAUCUGAGAUCUGAAUUGUUUGGAAGCACAGUAUCCAGGAUAUCCCAGGGAUGGUGGAAAUGGUGAUACUGAAGGAUGCCCGAUCAUGGGAUGGGUCCAGCAGGCUGUUUAAUGGAAAGCUCUUCUGAGGAUUUAUUUUUCCUUGAGUGCUACUGCACAAAGCAAAUAUGGCAAAGGUGAGGGUCCCAAAAAUUUGGGAACAUUAUGCCAUUUAUGGAAAACCAGAAAACUUCCAACUGAAUAAAGAGCAAUGAUUUAGUAAUUUAACAUGUCCAGUCAGAAUAAAAUGGAGGGGCUUUAUUGAAGCUGGGAACUCUUUCUGUGGUGCCUGCUGAGAAUGGUACAUUAGUGCUGAGCUUUCUGUUCGUUGAGCAUUCUGGAGUCCCUACAGGAAAGGAAACAGGCUGGCUGGGGGUCCCAGUGAUUUGGAAGCUGUAAAAAUAAUAAAGGAAAAUUAUAUAGUAAUGUAGGUGUACCUUUCCACUGUUAUGGGAUGUAAUGCUUCUUCCCUUGGGCCAAGCUAUAGUUCUUCUGACAAAAGGGUGGGGUGAGGGAAGAACUGCUUGCAAACAAUUGGAUUCACUCUACAAACUAGAGUAAAAUGGAGUAUGUGGUUGUAAUCAGUAUACCGGUAUCAGUAUAAUCAGUAUAUAGUGGGAACCCAACCAUUGAUUUCCAGUGUUGUCCAAAUUGGGUCAUUACAUAACCCAAUGUGGUUUAUUUGGAUAUAACAUCAUUUGAACACGGCAACUGUAUUUGGCAGCCAAAUUAUUUAGGAAGAAUAUUUCCUCCUUUAGUUUUGCGGGGGUUCCUGUGUCAAUAUCUGAGCUUGGGUUAAGGAUUGCUAAUGUUUUCUCUUGCAGGAGCCAUAUGUCUUUAAUAUACAUUGUCUUGCAUAAAUCUACUUGAUGAAGCUUUUGCCUCUCUUUUUAUCUUCCUGUAUAGAAAAUAUGUGUGGAGUCAAGAAAGUCUCCUGUGUUAAGACCUCCCCACUAGUGACAGUGCUGUUUAUCUUCAGAAAUUCCCUGCUAACAGAGAUUCUCAUUCUUCCCAUAUUCUGAUAUUCCUACCCAUUCUAUAGCUUGUUUUCCCUGUUAAGCACUCUGAUAUCAUGAAAGCUUGCAUUUAAAAAUAGAAUCAAGGGAUAAAAUUUUCAUUGCAGUAACUGCUACACCUCUAUAUGCCUUUUAUCUUUUAAAUAAAAUGAAAAGAGUGAAAUCCUUUCCUCCAAAAUAAUUGCUGCACACUCCCUCUUUCUGACUAAGUGAAUUCCCCAUAACCCAGCUAUUCUAUAUUGCAGCUGUGUUCCCAUUGAAUGCUGCCACCAAACCUUUUACCCCUAAGUCCAAACAAUAUAGGGACACUCACCUAGGGACCGUUUUUUAGAUUCGGGUGAGCUAUGCCCAGUGCCCGCAAGCAGGAAUGAUAUGUCUCCAGCAGUUCCUUGCAUGCCUCUUCUCCCUUCUCUUUAACGCUGCAAAGGUGAAGAAGUGGUAAAGCAAUGAUGACAAUACUGCUGGUUUCUCUUACAAUUGAACAACAGUACAGAAACCUGGUGAUCUUGAAGCUCUCCCUGCAACUUUCAGAGGUAUGACACUCCUGCCAUGCCCACAAUGGGGGUAGUGACUUGGUAGCUUCCAUUACCCCAAGGCAGGCAUAAGUGCCCAUUUAAAAAUAAUAAUGAAAUCCUGUAUUGCAUCUUUCCAGAUUUCCCAAGAUCUAUUCUUUUCCUGUUAUAGGUAUUGCUCAGUGACAUAAGGAUUAUAGCCCUUGAUAUGAUGUUCUUAAUAUGAAACUUAAGAUUUUUUUAAAUUAUUUUUUUCCUUUCCUGAAGUACUUAUUAUUUCUGCUUUGAAAAAACAAUAAAUGGCACCAGUCCAAUGUU
Messenger RNA from Pseudonaja textilis, 4270 nucleotides. RefSeq names its product charged multivesicular body protein 2A (gene CHMP2A). The record is from RefSeq and is a predicted model, not a curated record. Lineage: Eukaryota; Metazoa; Chordata; Lepidosauria; Squamata; Elapidae. Gene Ontology annotation, biological process: vacuolar transport.